AAGGAAGAGGACAAUCCAGGUUCUUCUAAUAAAAAAUGUUUCAAAGUAGUCUGGCAUCUUGAACCAAUGGGAGCAGGAGGUGUUAAUACUGAUAAUUUGGCGGAAUUUCCAUCAUUUGUAUUAAAUGCUGUUUAGUUCGCUCAUAUCAAAGUCCGAGGACGAGCGGCGCUGAAACUGACCAUCUUUCCAAGAUGGAGGAUGGAGUUUGUGUAUCUUGGAGGAACCGGUAACGACGAAAAAUGUUCCUAACAAAGAUACCGUUUUUGUUCAAGAAUACUCUCACUGGUGUCGUUCAAUGUGAAUCAAAACACGCCAGUAUUCUCGUGCAUAAAUUUAUACGAGACACGUCCUUCGUGAAAUAUUCAACAUCAAUACAACAGAAUGAACAGCAGCAAGAUUCGACAAGGGAACAGUCAUCCUCACUUUCGGCGAACACGGGCACACCAGAUAAGUUAUACAAAAAGAUCGAGAUUGAAGUCAGAGGAAAUGAUCCAGCGGUAUUAAAGAGCUAUGGAGAAUUUGCAAUGAUGGCUGCAAAUCAUUUAAAUAUCAAUGUAUGUAGAAACACAGCGCCACGUAAAGCUAUCCAUGAACGAUGGACGGUGCUGAAAUCUGCUCACGUUCAUAAAAAGCAUCGAGUUCAAUAUGAAAUCAGAACAUAUUAUCGCUAUUUGGAUUUUUUGAAAUUAACCGGGUCAACAGCAGAUACUUUUAUAGAAUAUCUUCAGAGAAAUUUGCCAGAGGGAGUGGCAAUGAAAGUGACCAAGAUUGAACUACAACAGUUGCCAGAGAGUAUAGCCGCAAUGUGUAAAGUAUAAGUAUGAACAAUUGUUUAUAUUAUACCACUGUAUUGUAGAUAAUUUCCUGAUAUAAAUUACAAAGAAAAUAUGCUUUAAAUAUAUAUAAUACAAUGUUUCAGUAUUUAGUCGCGACAAAAAUAAUUUCUCUAAAAAUUAUUCUUUAAAAAUUAUCGAUAAUAAUAGCAUAAAAAGAUGCGGCAAUUUUUUGGAUAAAUGAUUGCAACC
Messenger RNA from Formica exsecta, 1025 nucleotides. It is a transcript of the gene mRpS10, whose product is annotated as 28S ribosomal protein S10, mitochondrial. The coding region runs from base 240 to 818 and encodes 192 amino acids. The transcript is spliced from 7 exons. The record is from RefSeq and is a predicted model, not a curated record. Gene Ontology annotation, cellular component: mitochondrion; mitochondrial small ribosomal subunit. Lineage: Eukaryota; Metazoa; Arthropoda; Insecta; Hymenoptera; Formicidae.